Messenger RNA from Scomber japonicus (chub mackerel), 2260 nucleotides. Its product is annotated as exocyst complex component 3-like protein 2. Gene Ontology annotation, biological process: exocyst localization; exocytosis. Gene Ontology annotation, molecular function: SNARE binding. Lineage: Eukaryota; Metazoa; Chordata; Actinopteri; Scombriformes; Scombridae. The transcript has 14 exons. The coding region runs from base 1 to 2139 and encodes 712 amino acids. The record is from RefSeq and is a predicted model, not a curated record. Gene Ontology annotation, cellular component: exocyst.
AUGAGCUCCAAUCAGGGUGUUUCCACUGCAGGAACUUUCCCAGGAGACUUUGAGGAACUCAGGAACCAGACACUGAUCUUAGUUCCUAUAGAACGGUGUAAAAAGGUUCCCGCUCUGAGGAACCAGACACUGAUCUUAGUUCCUAUAGAACGGUUCCAGGUGUUAAAAGGUUCCCGCUCUGAGGAACCAGACACUGAUCUUAGUACCUAUAGAACGGUUCCAGUCCUGGAGAUCCUGCAGCUGGUGAAGAAGCGGGACCUCUUCCUGGCCGACUCUCACAUCCUGGAGCUGGAGCAGGAGUGCAACGAGGCGGACCGCGACGCCGUGACGCAGCCGGAGGACUCGCUCAGCCCGAGCGUGAAGGACGGCGGCCGCAGGAAGGCGAAGGACGUGGAGCUGCUGUACGAGGAGCUGCAGAAGGAGCUGUGGGCCGUGGUCAGGGAGUCGCUGCGGUCGCCCACAGCCGGGCCAAACCUGGGCCUGGUGGUUCAGGUGUUGCAGCAGGAGGAGCAGGCGGAUAAGGACUGGGCCUCCUCUCCCUGCAGCUCGAGGCCUCGCCGGCUGAAGCAGCGAUGGAAGGAGGCGGUGGAGGAAGCAGCAGACGGCUCGCUGCCUCAGAGAGCCGAGUUCACCGCCGGGGAGCUGGCGGGUUACCUGGACCGCCUCCGAGCCCGCGUGGUGGAGGACCUGGGCGCCGCCAACAGGAACGUGGUCUCCAUCUACCCCGAAGAGUAUCAGCCCUUCCAGGUUUACGUGCAGAGCUACCACCAGGCGGUUGCUAGGCGACUGCAGGCCAUCACUGACAACCAGCUGGAGAUCACUGACAUCUACUCUCUGCUGGACUGGCUGCACAACAUAUACAACAGGGACGUUUUGGGGACCGUGUGCAUCACCAGCCCCUUCAGCCGCUCCCAGCUCAGCCCUCUGUUGCCCUCGGAGACGGUGGACAGACUGGAGCUGGACUGUCUCAACUCCGUCAGGGCCAAAGUGACGACGGAGCUGAGCCAAGUCCUGGACGAGGAGGAGAAGCGAUGGAUGGAGACGCUGCACAUCGAGGAGUACCAGAUCACGCUGGCCAAGACCGUCAUACAGAGGCUGCAGGUCGAUCUGGAGCGUUCGGCAUCCAUCAACAGGAGUUUGGGCUCCAGAGUAGCUCAGUGCAGCCUGAACGGCCUCGCUGACUUCCUCUACAGUUUCCAGCGUAAAGUGGAAAUGUUCCACGAGGGGAUGCAGAGCGGCAUGUUCGGAGACAACGAGGACGGAUACGUGUCCAAAACCAUCGCUCUGGUCAACUGCUGCCCUCCAUUCAGAGGUUUCGUGCAGCGCUGCGCUCAGUGUGACACUUCGGUCAGCGAGGACUCUCUCCGUCGAGCCAACAAAGCACUGGAUCACAUCGUCCAGCAGGGAGUCAGAGUGCUGUCUGAACGCCUGUACCUGCACAUCAGGCCUUUCUUCGAGCGGCUGGUGAAGAGGAAGUGGCUCAGCAACACGGAGCCGUACGAGCAGAUUGAAACUCUGAUCAAAGAAUACUUCAAGAAAUACCACCGGAUGGACAGCCCGCCCUACCAGCUGCUGGUGGCCGAGGUCCACCGCCGCGUCGUCACCGAGUAUCUCCGCUCCGUCAUGCGCGGCAGAAUCAUCUGCACCUCCAUGAAGAUGAGGAAGAGGAUGGCCGGCCGGCUCCGAGACGAAGGCAAACAGAUCAAAGUCCUCUUCAAGGACCUGGAGUCUCCAUCCAGUUGGUUGGACAGCGCUCUGUCUCACAUCUCAGAGAUCAUCCAGCUGGAGGACGUCCCCUCCAUCCAGAUGGAGGUCGGAGUUCUGGUCCGAGAGUUUCCAGACGUCAGGAAGAAGCACGUGUCCGCCAUCCUGAACAUCCGCGGCAUGACCCGCCAGGCGGAGCGUCAGGAGAUCAUCAACAUCGUCAAAGACAUCGAGAGCACCGACGGCGGCGGUUCGAUCCGGAUGUCCCGGGACCGCGCCCUCUUCGCCGAGGUGCCGGUCACCUCCGAGGUCCACUGCCUGAACGUUGGCCUGAGCCGCAUCGCCCUCACCGCCUCGUCCUGCUUCAGCUCGCUGCGGCCGCGGCGACCCAAAGCCCGAACGCCCGUCCAGGACAACCCCGACGACGGCCUCUGAACCGCCGAGCUCAGAUCUUUAUCGAGACAAUCCUGACGGGAAUUUAACGCCGGGAGUUGAAGCUUGGUUGUUUGGAUGAAAACAAAGCUGCUGUGGUUUAAUCAAUUAACUGUUUGCUAAG